Messenger RNA from Cricetulus griseus (Chinese hamster), 4407 nucleotides. The record is from RefSeq and is a predicted model, not a curated record. NCBI's taxonomy places the organism in Eukaryota, Metazoa, Chordata, Mammalia, Rodentia, Cricetidae.
UGGCUUGUUGCCUUCCGUUUUCUUUUUCUGUGUGCUAAGUAGCUGCAUUGUUUGUUGCAGUAUAUGCAUUAGCUAUCUGUGUUCAGUUUCCUGCAGGCUGACAAAGUGGGCGGGGCUUUCUUUGAUACAUGGCUGAGUUUUCACUGUGUGAGUUCUUGAGUGCACGUUGCAGCCAUCUUAAUUACACUUUUGUGCAACUGAGACUGUGCAGCUGUCUCAAAAUGGCUGCUAACCCAAUCUCUGAGGCUGCUUAGGCAGCAGAUCUGCCAGUGAAGAGACUUGUCACAUGCAUCAGGAUCUGAGAUUCAAAAUGGAUAGUAUAGAAGAACCCCAGAAAAAAGUCUUCAAGGCUCGAAAAACAAUGAGAGUGAGUGACCGUCAGCAGCUCGAAGCUGUGUACAAGGUGAAGGAAGAGCUGCUGAAAACUGACUCGAAGCUCUUAAAUGGGAACCAUGAAAAUGGAGAUUUGGAGCCCACUUCCCCUUUGCAAAACAGAGAUUGUCCUCAAGACAGAGAAGUGAAUGGCAUUGAGGGAAUUGGUUUUGAGCCUGAAGAAAGUAAAACAGAGUUGAAAGAAACACCUUGUGUCCCCAGCGUUAGUGUAAAAAACAAGCAAGAAGAGGAUUCAAACAGUGAAUCUUUGUCUCCUAGUGUAACUUCUGAGCUUGCUUCUAAACCAGCCACUGAGCCAGCCUCUGGCACCCCAGCCUCUGGCACCCCAGCCUCUGGCACCCCAGCCUUUGUUACCCCAGCCUCUGGUGAUCUGACCGCAGGAGAGCUGCCUGCUGGAGUGCCAGCCACUGGCGACUCUCCCUGUGUGGAGUCCCCCUCUAGUGAUUCCUCCUCCCAUGAUCCCACCCAUAGUGAUCCCACCUCUGCAGAUACUGCUUCUGAAGAACCUGCCUCUGCUGAUCUUGCCUCUGGUGAAACACUGUCUGGUGAAGCACUGUCUGAUGAAGCAGUUUCAAGUGAACCACUGCCUGGUGAACUGUUGUCUGAUGGAGCAGUUUCAGGUGAAACAGUUUCGGAUGAACCAGUUGCUGGUGUGGCGACAUCUUGUGACCUGGCCUCUGGGGAAGCUUCUGAUAAUAUUGUCCCCUCUGGUGACUUGCCUUCUGAUACCCUGCCUUCUAGUGAUGAGUCUUCUGGUGGUCCUGCCUGUAGCAGACUGGCUUCUGGUGAGAUGAUUGUGGAAUCAGCCACUGAUACCUUUAAGCCAAGUUCUGUGCCAGUUUGUGAACCAAGUCCUGAAACUGACAAGACAGAGCAGAGUAGCAAUAACAAUGAUGAUUGUUCAGAAAAAAAUGAAGACGAUGAAAACUUAGACCAAAUUCAAAGUAAAGACUCAUUUGAUGAGGAGGAGAAAACUAACGGUAAUGUUGGUGAGAAGGAAGAAAGUCUAGACACACAUAGUGCAAUUAUUUGUUCUGAUCUACCUCCAGAAAAUACGAAGAAGGUAGAGGAAGAGCCCACUGCUGAGCUUGCUCUUGGAGAAGAAGCCAUCUCCAGCAGUAUGGAAGUUGACCAAAGUGAAAAGGAUGAGCACAAAAGUCCUACAGAACUUGUAGAAGCUGUCAGCAACAAUGCCACAGAAGACAAGAAGGAGACUGUUUUAGACAACACGGACUCCAUGGAAACAGAUGAGAUCAUUCCUAUUCUGGAAAAACUUGCACCCGCGGAAGAGGAGGAACUUACUUGCUUUUCAAAGACUUCCCUACUUCCGGUUGAGACAAGUCAAGAUUUGGAAGAGAAAAUGGAGGGUUCUUUUGGCUCUCCAUCAAAACAAGAAAGUAGUGAGAAUUUGCCAAAAGAAGCCUUUUUGGUCCUCUCUGAUGAAGAGGAUAUUUCAUGUGGAAAAGAUGAGUCUGAAGUUAUAUCACAAGAUAAGACGAGCUCUCCAGAAGUAGAAAGGACUGAAAAGGACAGCAAAGCUGAGGAAGAGGAGCGAGUGCCAGAUGAGGAGCGGCCACCUGUGAGAAAUGAAUUUUCCAGACGGAAACGUUCUAAAUCAGAAGACAUGGACAAUGUGCAGUCCAAACGUCGGCGCUAUAUCGAGGAAGAAUACGAGGCAGAGUUUCAAGUCAAGAUUACAGCCAAAGGAGACAUUAACCGGAAGCUUCAGAAGGUCAUACAGUGGUUACUAGAAGAGAAGUUGUGUGCUCUACAGUGUGCUGUGUUUGAUAAGACUUUGGCAGAAUUGAAAACACGAGUGGAAAAGAUAGAAUGCAACAAAAGACACAAAGCAGUUCUCACCGAACUACAGGCCAAAAUAGCCAGAUUAACCAAACGUUUUGGAGCAGCCAAAGACGAUCUUAAGAAAAGACAAGAAAGCCCUCCAAACCCACCUACAUCACCAGGAAAGCCUGCCAGUGAUGCCAGCAGCAAUAACAAUGUGACCUAUAGAAAUGCAGGCACAGUACGGCAGAUGCUGGAGUCCAAAAGAAAUGUUAGCGAGGGUCCACCACCAUCCUUUCAAACUCCUGUGAAUACAGUGUCUUCAGCCAGUCUUGUCCCUCCUCCAGCAGUCGUCAGUAGUCAGCCUAAGCUGCAGCCUUCAGCAAGCUCGGGUUCUCUGCCGGCAGCCUCUCUUCUUCCCGCUCCCAGCACAGCCACAGUAGUUGCCACUACUCAGGUGCCUAGUGGAAAUCCUCAGCCUACAAUCUCCCUGCAGCCCCUGCCAGUGAUUCUGCAUGUCCCCGUUGCCGUGACCUCUCAGCCUCAGCUCCUACAAAGCCAUCCAGGGACUAUCGUGACGAAUCAACCGUCUGGCAGCGUUGAAUUCAUAUCUGUGCAAAGCCCACCGACAGUGAGUGGGCUUACCAAAAAUCCAAUAUCCUUGCCACCCUUGCCAAACCCCACUAAACCAAACAUUCCAUCAGUGCCCAGUCCUAGUAUUCAGAGGAACUCUUCUGCCACUGCUGCACCCUUGGGGACAACGCUGGCUGUACAGGCCGUCCCGACUGCACAUUCUAUUGUGCAGGCCACAAGGACUUCUUUACCCCCGGUAGGCCCAUCAGGACUGUAUAGCUCAUCAAACAAUCCCCGAGGCCCAAUACAGAUGAAAAUCCCAGUAUCUGCUUUUAGCACUUCAUCUUCUGCAGAACAAAAUAGCUCUGCCACCCCAAGAACUGAAAACCAGACAAACAAAACAGUAGAUUCUUCUGUUAAGAAAGUGGCAGAUAGCACAUCGCAGAGUGGGAAAGCUUCUAGCAAUGAUUCAAGUGGUGUCAUUGACCUCACAAUGGACGAUGAAGAGAGUGGAACUACACAAGCAGAUCCCAAAAAGCUAAGUCAGCCGCCUGCGCCAACUAUGAGCACUUCUCAGCCCAUAUCUCGACCGUUGCAGCCCAUUCAGCCAGCACCACCUGCUCAGCCAUCUGGGGUGCCGACAAGUGGGCCAUCUCAGACAACUAUCCACUUACUGCCCACAGCUCCAACCACCGUGAAUGUAACACAUCGACCAGUAACUCAGGUGACCACAAGACUCCCUGUACCAAGAGCUCCUGCAAACCACCAGGUGGUUUAUACAACUGUCCCAGCACCACCAGCUCAGGCUCCACUACGAGGGACUGUUAUGCAGGCUCCUGCUGUCCGCCAGGUCAACCCUCAAAACAGUGUUACAGUUCGAGUGCCUCAGACAACCACGUAUGUUGUAAACAACGGGCUGACCCUGGGAUCAGCAGGGCCUCAGCUCACGGUGCAUCACCGGCCGCCACAAGUGCACACUGUAAAUGAGCCCCCACGUCCCAUGCACCCAGCACCUUUACCUGAAGCCCCGCAGCCACAGCGUCUGCCCCCAGAAGCUGCCAGCACUUCUCUGCCUCAGAAACCACACUUGAAGUUGGCACGAGUUCAGAGUCAGAACGGCAUCGUGCUGUCCUGGAGUGUCCUGGAGGUGGACCGAAGCUGUGCCGCUGUUGACAGCUACCAUCUCUAUGCUUACCAUGAGGAACCCAGUGCCACUGUGCCCUCUCAGUGGAAGAAGAUUGGCGAAGUCAAAGCCCUCCCCUUACCCAUGGCUUGCACUCUCACUCAGUUUGUGUCUGGCAGCAAGUACUACUUUGCAGUGCGCGCCAAGGACAUUUAUGGCCGUUUUGGGCCUUUCUGUGACCCUCAGUCCACGGACGUGAUCUCUUCCUCCCAGAACAGUUAGACCUUGGAGCCUUUAGCUUCCUCUUUUCAAAGUUCCACAUUUUGGGCUUGUUUUUAAUCUUGUGCAUGAAAUUCAAUGUAAAAUCCACCUUGUGCAAGAUCUCUUGGACAGAUGAGUGUACACACUACGUUUGUUUAUAACUGAAGUAUAAUAAAUUCAGCCCAUAAAGCAAGUCUUCCCCUGAACAAGUCAAGUUUCAGGGUUUUGAAAUGUAAAUUGAUCCUUGCUUUAGUUUUGAGGCUGGGGAAUACGUA